UGCGAAAGACGGAGAAAGGAGUGGAAAUAAGUUCAAAGGUGAUAAGUAAAGUUGGAGUAGAAGAGAAGAAAGAAGUUGGUGCUAAAUUUAGGCUUGGACGAUUUGGUGCUGAGUUUUUUGCACCUGUAGGAAGUGCGCCAAGUGAUACUUCAAGUGAUGAUGAUUCUGAUGGCGAAGAUGUGGAUUCAGAGCAUUCAGAAGAUGAGCAGUGA
Acanthocheilonema viteae is the source of this 212-nucleotide messenger RNA. The record is from the annotation of a GenBank genome assembly. NCBI's taxonomy places the organism in Eukaryota, Metazoa, Nematoda, Chromadorea, Rhabditida, Onchocercidae.